AUGAGACAAGCAUUAUAUCGAGCGAAAAAGAAACAACAGCAACAACAGCAAUCAAUACAAUCAACAUCAACAGUUACAAUAUCAAGAAAUGAUCUUCGAAAACGUGAAGGUUUACAACGUCGUCGUCAAAAUAUUGCAAAAUUCAAAUUACAGAUACGCCAAUUGCAAGAUGCUAACGAAAAAUUACAAAUAGAAAAUAAUCAAUUGAAAGAAAAACUAAUUUCUUUAACAUCAUCAUCAUCACCAAUGACAACAGUAACAACGACAACUCCAUCAUCAUCAUUACAGCCAUCAAAUGAAGACAUUACACCAAUUAGAUCACCAACAUCACCAUCAACACAGUUUUUUCAACAUAUUAGUCCAAAUGCAAAACGUCGUGCUACAGCACGUAUGAUGGUUGACAAAUCGGAUUUACCACGUGGCAGUAUAAAUAGUGUUCGAAAGAAAUUUGGAAUUAAUUUGUCCAACCAAAAUUUGCCAUCGAAAACAACAACAAUGUCAUCAAAAGAACUUACUGAAGCUAUUGAAAAAUUUUUGAAUGAUGAUGAUAAUACACGAUUAACACCAGAUAAAAACAACAUUAUAGAUGGUAAACAAGUUCGAUUUCUCUUAAAUCAUCUUAUCAAUCUUCAUCAGAAGUUUAUUCUAAAUACAAAUAUUGAUUGUUCGUAUUCAACUUUCACCAAACAUGUUCCAUCCUAUAUUGUUUCACCGAAACCAGACAAUUGGGGUACUUGUCUUUGUAUAACUUGUUUAAAUCCACAAAUUAAAGGUGAGAGAAUAAAUCAAUUGAAACAUAAACAUUCGAUUUUGAGUGGUUUGUCAUCCUUAAUUGGAAAUGAUUUAAUAUCAGUUGCUUCUGAUGAUAAAAAGGUUGAAGAUAUUUUGAAAGAACUGAAUUUGCUAAAAGCAGAAUCUUUUAUGGUUACUUAUGUGGAAUGGGUCCAAAUAAAAAGUCACAGAAGUAGUGGUCUUAUUUCAACGAAAAAAACUAUGACAAA
Molecule: messenger RNA, 1001 nt
Organism: Rotaria sordida
Lineage: Eukaryota; Metazoa; Rotifera; Eurotatoria; Philodinida; Philodinidae
Source: the annotation of a GenBank genome assembly